This is a messenger RNA of Enhydra lutris kenyoni (northern sea otter), 1485 nucleotides long. RefSeq names its product cholinergic receptor nicotinic beta 4 subunit. Gene Ontology annotation, cellular component: postsynaptic membrane; neuron projection; synapse. The coding region runs from base 1 to 1485 and encodes 494 amino acids. Gene Ontology annotation, biological process: nervous system process; regulation of membrane potential; monoatomic ion transmembrane transport. NCBI's taxonomy places the organism in Eukaryota, Metazoa, Chordata, Mammalia, Carnivora, Mustelidae. The transcript has 6 exons. Gene Ontology annotation, molecular function: transmembrane signaling receptor activity; acetylcholine-gated monoatomic cation-selective channel activity. The record is from RefSeq and is a predicted model, not a curated record.
AUGAGGACUGCGCAGCCCCUCGUCCUUUUCUCCCUGGUUGCCCUUUGCCGGCGCGGGGACUGCCGCAUGGCCAAUGCGGAGGAGAGGCUCGUGGACGACCUUCUGAACAGGACACGCUACAAUAACCUCAUCCGGCCGGCCGCCAGCUCUGCCCAGCUCGUCUCCAUCCAGCUGCAGCUGUCCCUGGCCCAGCUCAUCAGCGUGAAUGAGCGAGAACAGAUCAUGACCACCAACGUCUGGCUGAAACAGGAGUGGACCGACUACCGCCUGGCCUGGAACAGCUCCCACUACGAGGGUGUGAACAUCCUGAGGAUCCCGGCCAAGCGCAUCUGGCUCCCGGACAUCGUGCUCUACAACAAUGCUGACGGGACCUACGAGGUGUCCCUCUACACCAACGUGGUGGUGCGCGCCAACGGCAGCGUCUUCUGGCUGCCGCCCGCCAUCUACAAGAGCGCCUGCAAGAUCGAGGUGAAGCACUUCCCAUUCGACCAGCAGAACUGCACCCUCAAGUUCCGCUCCUGGACCUACGACCACACGGAGAUCGACAUGGUGCUCCGGUCGCCCACGGCCAGCAUGGACGACUUCACCCCCAGCGGCGAGUGGGACAUCGUGGCGCUGCCCGGCCGGCGGACUGUGAACCCACAGGACCCCAGCUACGUGGACGUGACCUACGACUUCGUCAUCCGCCGCAAGCCACUCUUCUACACCAUCAACCUCAUCAUCCCGUGCGUGCUCAUCACCUCGCUGGCCGUGCUCGUCUUCUACCUGCCGUCCGACUGCGGCGAGAAGAUGACGCUGUGCAUCUCCGUGCUGCUGGCGCUCACCGUCUUCCUGCUGCUCAUCUCCAAGAUCGUGCCGCCCACCUCCCUGGAUGUGCCGCUCGUCGGCAAGUACCUCAUGUUCACCAUGGUGCUCGUCACCUUCUCCAUCGUCACCAGCGUGUGCGUGCUCAACGUGCACCACCGCUCGCCCGGCACGCACACCAUGGCGCCCUGGGUCCGCCGCUGCCUCCUGCACCGGCUGCCCGCCUUCCUCUUCAUGAAGCGCCCGGACGGCGGCCCCUCGAGGACGCCCCCGCCCGGCCGGCCUCGCCUGACCCAGCCCGAUGCCGCCGGCGCCCCCCACCUCUACGGGGCCUCCAUGUACUUUGUGAACCCCGCCUCUGUGGCCCCCAAGUCCCCGGCAGGCUCGGGCUCGGCCUCUGGCUCCAGUUCGGAUGCAGUGGGCCCGGCCCGGGAUUCCUGGCUGAGGUCGUCGGGGAGGGGCCGGCGGGACGUGCAGGAGGCUCUGGAGGGCGUCAGCUUCAUUGCCCAGCACAUGCAGAGUGACGACCAAGACCAGAGCGUCGUCGAGGACUGGAAGUACGUGGCCGUGGUGGUGGACAGGCUCUUCCUGUGGGUGUUUGUGGUCGUGUGUGUGCUCGGGACCGUGGGGCUCUUCCUGCCUCCCCUCUUCCAGACCCACACGCCUUCUGAGGGGCCCUAG